Scomber japonicus (chub mackerel) is the source of this 651-nucleotide messenger RNA. It is a transcript of the gene rab32b, whose product is annotated as RAB32b, member RAS oncogene family. Gene Ontology annotation, cellular component: trans-Golgi network; lysosome; late endosome. The transcript has 3 exons. Lineage: Eukaryota; Metazoa; Chordata; Actinopteri; Scombriformes; Scombridae. The record is from RefSeq and is a predicted model, not a curated record. Gene Ontology annotation, molecular function: GTP binding; GTPase activity. Bases 1 to 651 code for a protein of 216 amino acids. Gene Ontology annotation, biological process: endosome to lysosome transport; phagosome-lysosome fusion.
AUGGCUCGCCAUUCUUUGUCAUUGUGCACUGAAAAGCUGUACAAAGUUUUAGUGAUUGGCGAUACAGGCGUGGGGAAAAGCAGCAUUAUCUUGCGUUAUGUUCAGCAACACUUUGAUAACGGAUACAAACCGUCUAUUGGAGUUGACUUCUUCAUGAAAACUAUUGAAUGGGAUGCCAAUACACUGGUGAGACUGCAGCUUUGGGAUAUUGCAGGCCAGGAGAGGUUUAAGAAGAUGUCCAGAGCGUACUACAAAGAGGCAAGUGGAGCGGUGGUGGUCUUUGACAUGACAAACAGCUCCACUUUAGAGGCUGCCUCAGAGUGGAAGCAGGACCUAGAUAGCAAAGUCUGUCUUGACAGCGGACGUCCAGUCCCUGCUGUCUUACUGGCCAACAAAUGUGACAAGACAGGGAGAGAUGGAGACUUGGUGUCCUCCCUGGACAGCUUCUGUAAUGACAAAGGCUUCCUGGGAUGGUUUGAAACCUCUGCAAAGGACAAUAUAAAUAUUGAUGAAGCUGGUGCCUUCCUUGUCAAACAAAUGAUACUGUGCGACACGGGUCUGUCCAAUGAAGAGCGCCGCAGGGACACGAUCAAAGUGAGCCAGACUCUAGAGGAGAGUCAGAGCCAGUCAUUGUGCUGCAAGAUGCCGUGA